UCACACACCAAACCCUUCAAACGCGCUGCGCGUGCAUCGAACUUCCCACCCCGCCAUCUCCGUUGGACCUAACCCGCGACUGCGACAGCGCCAAUAACGUGCAAACCGAGUCGCGUUCACACCCGGCAACACCUGAACCAUCGAAAGAAGACGACGACAUGGCAAUCUACGACUCCCGCACCUCAGUCCUCAUCCUGCGCAUCCUCCAAAUCAUCCUAGCCCUCAUCGUGCUAGGUCUGAUCGGCUAUGCCUCCAACUGGUGGACCGGCCACUGGCACGCCACCUCCCCCUCCCAAUUCAACUUCCUCAUCUUCACCUCCGCCUGGACCCUGCUCGCCCUCGUCUACUUGAUCGUCGUCCCCUGGCGCUUCUCCGACACCCCCGCCCACCACAAAUUCGCCAUCCUCGGCAUGGAGACGCUGACGAUGCUGUUCUGGUUCGCCGGCUUCAUCGCCACGGCCGUGUUCCUGAGCGAUCGCCCGUGUUGGGGCAGCGUGUGUGAGGCGGCGCGGGCGGGGACGGUGUUUGCCGCUUUUGAGUGGGUUGUCUUCGCCUGCUCCUUCGCGCUCUCGGUUAUGCAUGUCGUGCGUACGAGUGGGAGGACGAGUGAUCGAGGCAAGGCCGAUCCGAAUCUGAAUGUUGCCGAAGGGGUUUAAAGAUGAUGACUGACAGCCGCUGGGCCCGGGUGUGCAGGUCGUUUAUGAAGGCCGAACGAAGAGUGGAGGAGGGGCUUGUAAUGAAUGAUGACUGCACGUCAACCAA
Molecule: messenger RNA, 762 nt
Organism: Baudoinia panamericana UAMH 10762
Lineage: Eukaryota; Fungi; Ascomycota; Dothideomycetes; Mycosphaerellales; Teratosphaeriaceae
Exons: 3
Coding region: 159-656 (165 amino acids)
Cellular component (GO): membrane
Source: RefSeq, a predicted model, not a curated record